AUGGUGCAUCGUUGCUGCAGCAAACAGAAGAUCAAAAGAGGAUUAUGGUCUCCUGAAGAAGAUGAGAAGCUUGUUACAUACAUCACCACUCAUGGACAUAAAAGUUGGAGUUCCCUCCCAAAGUUUGCAGGCAUCACUUUCUCAAUUCUUUGUGAUUGUGUACGAGUUUGUAAAAAUGAUUUUGAGCAUGUGCGCGUGUGUUCGCGGCCGCAACAUUUCAUGACUUUUAUCUAUGUUUCUAUGACCAUAAUGCAACUGUAAUUGAGCCUGCAUUUUAAAAUUGUGUCUUUCAUAACACCACUCAUGAUCAUGGAAAUUUUUAGGGAUGCAUUUAUCUCCCAUUUUAGCAUGAAUUUGUGUCUAUGACUGCAAUCUGAACUGCGACAUCAUAACUUUUGAUAGCUCUAGCCAACUUCGAUUGAUGCUUUUUAAAUCUUGAAUGUGUCUGUUUGUUUGGAUGUGUUUCUUUUCUUAUCAAACACUUUUGGUCAUAGAAAUUUGCAUGCAAUUCUCUUUCAUUUGUGUUUGUGUGUGUGUAACAAACAAAAGAAGAUUUUGUGGUUUGAUGUGUGCAGGCUUACAAAGAUGUGGGAAGAGUUGUAGAUUAAGAUGGACUAACUAUUUAAGGCCAGAUCUAAAAAGAGGUUCCUUUACUUCUGAAGAAGAACAAAUCAUAAUUGACAUACAUAGAAUUCUUGGAAAUAGAUGGGCUCAAAUAGCAAAGCACCUCCCUGGUAGAACUGACAACGAGGUCAAAAAUUUCUGGAACUCAUGUAUUAAAAAGAAGCUUAUUUCUCAAGGCUUAGAUCCACAAACUCACAAUUUACUUUCUCCUCAUAAGAGAUCCUCAAAACAUAACAACAUCUCUAAUAUCCAUCAAAAUUCCAAUUCCAUUUUCAUUCUUACAUCACAAAUUCCAAAUGCUGAUCAAACUUUUUCUUCACUACCAAAUACUAUUCUUCAAACUCCUACAACUGUUUUCCCUAAACAAUUUCAAACAUCUUUCAAUGUUCUUCCAAAUAAACAUCUAGAUCAACUUUGUGUUGUCGAGCAAGAACAACCUCAAAACAUAUCCAACAUUUGUUCAAAUUCAUGCAUUGACCCUUCUAAUGUUGAAAUGUCUAACAAUACUGAGAAUAUAAUUUGGGUUUCAAGAGUUAAUGAUGAUGAUGAUUUUAGAGGUUCAACAUGUGAAGGAGGAACACAAGCUGAAGUGCAUCAAGAGAAAGACAAGAUUUGUGAGAAGGGAAAUGAAGUAAUUGACAACAUGGGCAGUAUUGAAAUGAAUGAUGGUGAUUGUUUGGAGAAUUCUAAUUUUGAUUUUGGGUUGUUAGAGAGUGUACUUAACUCUGAAUUUAUAUCUCAUGAUCUGGAUUAUAUGGAUGAACUUGCAUGGAAUUUUUAGACCAUACUCUAAUUCUCACUAUCCAUCAUUUAUGUAUAUUAUCAAUAACUAUCCCCCCAAUUAAUAAGAUGUGCAUAUUUUACUUUUA
Cicer arietinum (chickpea) is the source of this 1493-nucleotide messenger RNA. RefSeq lists its product as uncharacterized. Lineage: Eukaryota; Viridiplantae; Streptophyta; Magnoliopsida; Fabales; Fabaceae. The record is from RefSeq and is a predicted model, not a curated record.